Molecule: messenger RNA, 1284 nt
Organism: Cercopithifilaria johnstoni
Lineage: Eukaryota; Metazoa; Nematoda; Chromadorea; Rhabditida; Onchocercidae
Source: the annotation of a GenBank genome assembly
AUGUUUUUGAGGUAUGGCUUCUCCAAUCUUUUAUGCUCCUUAUGGUUCAUCUUGCGAAAAUCAUCAGAAACGGGUUUGACGACAGAAAUGGAUAAUGGUUUGAUUGAAAGUCCGGAAAUAAAAUGCAAUCCGGACACAAUUGAAUUAUCAUUCAAGACUAGACGAGAAUUUCGAGGUAAAGUGUUUGUAAAAGGUCACUAUAGCAAUCCAAAUUGUCGAGUGGAUUACGGCACUGCAGUAUUAGAUAACAAAAAUCCAGUAGGUAGCAUUACGUUAAGUCAUGGACAGUGCGAUAUGAAUCGGCAAAGAAUGAUCCAACCGGAAGGAAUGCAAUUUUCGACAAUCCUUGUUAUCAGUUUUCAUCCAUUAUUCAUAACGAAACUUGAUCGAGCAUUUCAUAUCAGAUGCAUGUACCGAGAGAUCGUACGAGCAGUUUCUUCUGGAAUCGAAGUGAGUGCGAUAGCAACACAAGCAGUGGAAUAUGAUUAUCCAUUCCCAAAUUGCAUCUAUACAAUUCGAAGAGAUGAAAUUGAUGGACCAAUAUUAAAGUAUGCAAGAGUUGGUGAACAAAUCGUUCAUCGAUGGGAAUGUUUGUCUGAUGUUUAUGGUUUGUUGGUGUAUAAUUGUUAUGUGGAAGAUGGACAAGGAGAAAAGCAAAUUAUCAUUGAUGAAAAUGGAUGUCAUACAGAUAGAGCAGUUUUGGGUGAUCCGACAUAUGUUGAAUCUCUCAAUAUGGCAUAUCGCGAAUCAUUAGUGUUCAAAUUUGCUGAUCGGGUAAUCGUUCGAUUCCAGUGCCAAAUUCGUUUAUGUAUCAAAGAUGCUGGUGGUUGUGUCGGUAUUACUCCACCGAUGUGUGUCGAUGAGAAAGAGCAAACGAACGAAUUAUUUCUAACAACAACGGGUGAAUCGAUAGUACAUCACACAACAAAAGUGAGAAAUGUCACUAAGGUUCAAUCAAAAAAGCGUCGAUUAAUGCGAUCACCUAUAUCUGAAAAAUCAAAGCUUAUGGUUGAUGCCGAUUUAAUAUCACAACCUGUUUAUGUGUUAGACGCUGAUGAUGAAGAUGAAGAUGGAAACAGUGAUCGGUUAAGGCAAGGAAUGCCAGAAGUGUGUAUAAGUAAUACAUUAUCCGCAAUACUCAUAUGUUUUAUGGCUAUUGCGUUUCUGGCUCUAACCGCAAGUGCUAUGUGGCUCAUGCAUAGGUGGCUCAGGUCAUCCGGAAGUGCUGUAAAUGAAUAUAACACGAAACAAUACACUAGUCAUAUAUGCGCAUUAAAUUUCUAA